Messenger RNA from Bufo gargarizans (Asiatic toad), 2805 nucleotides. RefSeq names its product hyaluronan synthase 1 (gene HAS1). Bases 177 to 2066 code for a protein of 629 amino acids. The transcript is spliced from 5 exons. The record is from RefSeq and is a predicted model, not a curated record. Gene Ontology annotation, biological process: hyaluronan biosynthetic process; extracellular matrix assembly. Lineage: Eukaryota; Metazoa; Chordata; Amphibia; Anura; Bufonidae. Gene Ontology annotation, molecular function: hyaluronan synthase activity.
CAGAAAAGACAUAUUUCAGCUAUGACGUCGUCCUGACACUUGUAAGGUGUGACCGCUAUAUUUAAGGAGGAACACUCUCCGGGACAGCACCAGACGGAGCAAGGAGGCGUCAAAGUGGAGCAACUCAGCUGAUCUGACACAGAGCUCUCUCACAGUUGGGGGCCCGUCAAAAAGAAAUGGUCAAUGUACAAAAAGAGGAGCGCCCCUGGAUGGGUAGAGUCCGGAGGAUUGUGACUUUUACCUUUGCUUUUAUAGUUCUGGGUGGGGUACUAUGGGCGUUUAUUGACAGCAUACCCCUAGCCACAGAUGAGUUUAGAAUCAUGGCUUUUGGCAUCUAUGGUGCCUUCCUCACAGCCCAUCUGGUCAUCCAAAGCUUUUUUGCCUUUUUGGAGCACAGGAAGAUGAGAAGAGGAGGCCUCCCCUGCUCUUACACCAAAUCAGUGGCUUUGACCAUAUCUGCCUACCAGGAAGACCCCAUUUAUUUACGCGAGUGCCUGGAAUCUGUCAAGAACACACAGUACCCCCCAGACAAACUCCGAAUCAUCAUGGUAAUCGAUGGUAACAGUCCAGACGACCAAUACAUGAUGGACAUGUUUAAGGAAGUUUUCUCAGAGGAAGACGUGGGGACGUAUGUCUGGAAAAAUAACUACCAUCACUGGGACAAAGAGACGGCCGAAAAAUUCCAUGGUGCUGGAGACAUCAUUACCGAAGACCAUACUGGACUAAAUAAUGAAUCCCAGGACGAAAAUGAAAUCUAUGCCAGAAUUAACGAAGUCUCCAGGUAUGAUGAUGCCAGAGUCAAUCCUGGGCUUUUCACCAUUGGGAUGGAGAUGCAGGAUCUUUCUGGUGACCAACUGCAAGAAGACCCAUUGCCGAUGUACACAGAAAUCGAAAUGGAAGAUCCUACCAGAAUGGAGGUUGAGACUCUUAUUAAGACAAGGCGAUGUGUGUGCAUCAUGCAAAAAUGGGGUGGGAAGCGAGAAGUCAUGUACACGGCCUUCAAAGCUCUGGGAGAUAGUGUAGACUAUGUCCAGGUGUGUGACUCAGACACAAAACUGGAGCCCCUGGCCACCUUGGAACUCGUGAAGGUCCUGGAAUCUAAUGAUGGCUAUGGAGCAGUCGGAGGAGAUGUGCGAAUCCUGAACCUCUCUGACUCCUACAUAAGCUUCAUGAGCAGCUUGAGGUAUUGGAUCGCCUUCAAUGUGGAAAGGGCAUGUCAGUCCUACUUCAACUGUGUCUCCUGCAUCAGUGGUCCUCUAGGUCUUUACCGAAACGAUCUUCUUCAGACUUUCCUUGAGUCUUGGUAUAACCAGAAGUUUUUGGGAUCCCAUUGUACUUUUGGAGAUGAUCGGCAUCUGACCAACAGAAUGCUCAGUAUUGGUUACGCAACUAAGUAUACUGCACGAUCAAAAUGCUAUUCUGAGACUCCUGCCCAGUUCCUUCGUUGGCUGAACCAACAGACUCGUUGGACCAAGUCUUACUUCCGGGAAUGGCUGUACAAUGCUUUGUGGUGGCACAAGCAUCAUCUCUGGAUGACCUAUGAAUCAAUCAUUGCCGGCAUUUUUCCAUUUUUUGUUACAGCUACAGUCAUAAAACUAUUCUUCAGCUGCCAUUUGUGGGAUAUUAUGUGGGUUCUACUCACUAUCCAACUCAUUGCCACCAUCAAAGCCUUGUAUGCGUGUUUCCUUCGAGGCAACCUGGUCAUGAUAUUCAUGUCCUUAUAUGCUGUGUUGUAUAUGGCCGGCCUCCUUCCCACCAAGUACUUUGCCAUUCUCACUAUGAACAAGAGCAGCUGGGGAACAUCUGGACGGAAGAAGAUGGUAGGCAACUAUAUUCCUCUUCUUCCACUGUCUCUUUGGUGGGGAGUUCUCCUUGCAGGUCUGAUCUAUACCAUCAUCAUGAUGUCACUUUGCACUAAUUGUAGACUCAUUGACGCAGAGAAAAACUACUUGAUCUAUGGAGCUUCGGCUUACGCCAGCUACUGGCUACUCAUGAUUGCCCUUUACUGGAUAUGGAUCAGACGCUGCUGCAGGAAGAGGCGCGAUUACUACGAUGUUCAUAAUUGACCAAGAUGACAAUCGAUCCAAUAGAGCACACUGCCAGAUGUAUUAGCCAAGAUGCAAGGGAACCUGAAGAAGCUCAGACUAAAAUUGUAGUGGUUUCAUCUCUCUCCCCAACUAUGUUAGAGAUGGUUCGUCAUCCAGUAUCUUGUUUGUUCCUUCUUUGGUCCUUGCUUAUUGCAUUAUCUUAUCUUGGUGUUCAGACAAACUCAGCAAUCAUACAAUCAAUGGAACAAGACUAGAUGGUUCGGCCUUUUUUGACUUGUAGCACAGCCUAAAUACAGAAAACUGGUUAAGACUUGAACCAAUGGAAGUUACAGUCCCUCAAGUCACCUCCUACCCAUGAAAAGAGGAUGACGGCGGCUCAGGGAAGAUUUAUUAUUGCUGCUUUAGGGUCUUUCUGUUACAGAACCACCUAAACAUGGGGGUCAAGGGUACACCUAUACAAUUCUGCGUUUGUAACCAACAUGGCGGUUAUAUCGCUGAUAAAAAUACUAUGAAAAAUUGUUAUAAUAUUAGCAUUUUCCACUGUCAAGAAUAUAUAAAAAAUGGUAGUAAUAACAAUUUCAUGAAGUUUUACUGACACUUUAGUCCAUGGCCUGAGGUCCUCUAAUCCCCUUUCUAAACUUAUGAAGAUGCAUUAUCGUAUUAUGUGCACAUAAUGACUAUUACAUCUAUAGAUUUUAUAGAAUUAUUUAUUUCAUUUUUGUGUUUUUACUAAGAAUAAAAUGUUUAUUUAUUAUUA